This is a messenger RNA of Nicotiana tabacum (common tobacco), 4597 nucleotides long. NCBI's taxonomy places the organism in Eukaryota, Viridiplantae, Streptophyta, Magnoliopsida, Solanales, Solanaceae. The record is from RefSeq and is a predicted model, not a curated record.
GCACGUAACUUGGAGAACAAGGACCCGUUUGGCAGACAAUUAAAAUGGAUCCCCCGAAUCCAAGAACCGAAAAUGGCGGUCGCCUAUCGAAGCAUCACGCUCUGACAUAAAAGCGCGCCGCGCAUUGAAAAGCCAACGAUUUUGACGAGAAAAAAAGCAAACGACUUUCAUUUCUCCAGUCCCCAAGUUAGGGUUUUGUUUUGUGUCGCUUUUAUCAAUUCUUCAAACCGAAAGGAGAAAUCUCUCGAUCGUGAUUUGCGAGACUCCAAUCGGUUUCUCUAGCACAGUGUCAUUGGAGCAAAGUCUAGAAGUAUUUUGACUAUUCAGGCCCUAUGAUUUCAAUUUUCAGAGUAGCGUAGCUGAAUUUUUCGUAUUAUUAUUUGAUUAAUGGUGUUAAAACAAACAGUGUUACCGGCUAUCAUUUGGUCACACUAAUGUGGAUAAUGUUUAUCAAUCAAACGAGCUCAGGACUUUGUAAAGGGAGUUUCGCGGUGUGACUGCUCCUAGUUAAUUUGACAGAAAAAGGAGAAAUGGAAGAAGAGGAGGAAGAUAAGAUUUUACUCAGCAGUUUGGGUGUGACCUCUGCAAAUCCUGAAGAUAUUGAGCAUGACAUCUUGGAAAAGGCAACAAGGCACCCUGGGGAGAGCAAUGAAGCUAUGGGGAAUGCUGAAGAAGAGAUAGUGGAAAGAAAGAAAGGCAACGAAGAAGGACAGGAUAAGAAAUUAGAUUUGUAUAAUAAACUGAGAGCAGUAGAAGUAGAAAUAGAUGCGAUUAAGAGUGGUUUUGAACACUUGGAGCGCUUCAGAAGACAUGAGGAGGAAGUCCCAGAUACUGAUGGUAGCAGCGAGGCAAAGCAGACAGAGAGUGAGCAAAGCGUUAUUCAGGCACCUCUGGACGAUUCAAACCUUCAACAUGCUUUAGCUGAUGAUCGUCUAAGAAGUCUCCUCAAGACGAAGGCUCAACUUAAGAAAGAACUUUCGGAUUUUACUGAUGAUACUUCGUCUGAUGCAUUGAUACGAGAUCUUGUUAAGGAUCAACCUGAAUUCAAAAGAAAGGUGAAGGAAGUUCAGAAAUCAAGCAACAAGAAGAGCAAACGACGGAAGACGACAUUGUUGGAUGAUGAUGAUGAUUUUGAUGCAGUGUUAACUGCAGCAUCUUCUGGAUUUGUUGAAACAGAAAGAGAUGCACUGGUAAGGAAAGGAAUGUUAACCCCCUUCCACCAGCUCAAAGGCUUUGAACGCCGGGUUCAAGAUUCGGAGUCUUUUGGCAGACAAAGUACUGCAGCUGAUAUAAACAGUAAUGACAAUGACCUGGCUUCCACCAGUAUAGCCAAGGCUGUCCAGUCAAUUUCACAGGCAGCUCAAGCUCGUCCAACCACCAAGUUGCUUGAUUCUGCUUCAUUACCAAAACUUGAGGCACCAACCCACCCUUUCCAAAGACUAAGGAAACCCCUUAAAAUCCCUCAAUCAUUAGAGACUACACCAGAGAAGAAUGGAGAUGGUACUAGAAAGAAGAAAAGACCAUUACCUAGCAAGAAGUGGAGAAAGUUGGCAUCUCGGGAGCAAAGACAGAACGAAGGAUCAGGUAUCUUUAUACACAUGAUUUUUGCUAUGCACCUAGGGAUUUGGUUUAUUCGGUCGUCUAAGUACAAUGAUAGAAAGAUCUUUUUCGGGAUGGGGGAGGGGGNUUUUGACUAUCAGAAGGUUGGUGUACAGUGGCUGUGGGAACUUCACUGUCAAAGAGCUGGUGGGAUAAUUGGAGAUGAGAUGGGUCUUGGUAAAACCGUACAGGUUUUAUCUUUUCUCGGAUCACUGCAUUUUAGCAAUAUGUAUAAGCCAAGCAUUAUAAUUUGUCCAGUCACUCUUUUGAGGCAAUGGAAGAGGGAAGCUAAAAAAUGGUAUCCCAGCUUCCACGUGGAGAUAUUACAUGAUUCAGCUCAUGAUCUAUCAAGUAAAAAGAAGCAAGCAGAUUCUGAAAGUGACUAUGAAAGCGAAGAUCUGCUUGACAGUGAGACUGAAGGAAACACAUCUUCGAGGACUUCCAAAAAAUGGGAUCCUGUGAUAGCUCGUGUUGUAAGAUCAAAUUCUGGACUAUUGAUCACUACUUAUGAGCAACUCCGUAUAUUAGGAGAGAAAUUACUUGACAUCGAAUGGGGUUAUGCAGUGUUAGAUGAAGGACAUCGAAUUCGGAAUCCAAAUGCUGAAGUUACUCUUGUAUGCAAGCAGCUCCAGACUGUUCACCGUAUCAUAAUGACAGGGGCCCCAAUUCAAAACAAGCUGAGUGAACUGUGGUCAUUGUUUGAUUUUGUCUUCCCUGGAAAGUUGGGAGUUCUACCUGUGUUUGAGGCUGAAUUUGCUGUUCCCAUUUCUGUUGGGGGGUAUGCUAAUGCAACACCCUUGCAAGUUUCCACAGCUUACAGAUGCGCUGUGGUGUUGCGUGACUUAAUCAUGCCUUACCUCCUCCGGCGGAUGAAAGCUGAUGUCAACGCUCAUCUCACUAAGAAAACUGAGCAUGUCCUCUUCUGCAGCCUCACACCAGAGCAGCGAUCUGUUUACCGAGCUUUUCUUGCUAGCUCUGAGGUUGAACAGAUCUUUGAUGGGAACAGGAAUUCUCUGUAUGGAAUUGAUGUAAUGCGGAAAAUUUGCAACCAUCCCGAUCUUCUUGAGAGAGAACAUUCCUGUAGAGAUCCAGACUAUGGAAAUCCUGAACGCAGUGGGAAAAUGAAAGUUGUUGCAGAAGUGCUUAAGGUAUGGAAAGAACAGGGGCACCGUGUUCUCCUUUUUUCUCAAACUCAACAGAUGCUUGAUAUUUUUGAGAGAUUUCUCGUUACUUGUGAGUACAAUUAUAGGCGAAUGGAUGGUGUCACUCCUGUAAAGCAGAGGAUGGCUUUGAUAGAUGAAUUUAACAAUACAGAUGAUAUUUUCAUCUUCAUCUUGACAACAAAAGUUGGUGGUCUGGGGACAAACUUGACAGGAGCUAACAGAGUAAUCAUUUUUGAUCCUGACUGGAACCCAUCAACUGACAUGCAGGCCCGGGAGCGUGCUUGGCGAAUUGGUCAAAAAAAGGAUGUUACAGUGUAUCGAUUGAUUACCCGAGGAACCAUAGAGGAGAAGGUGUAUCAUCGACAGAUUUACAAGCACUUUCUUACCAACAAAAUAUUGAAGAACCCACAGCAAAGAAGAUUUUUCAAAGCAAGAGAUAUGAAGGACCUAUUUACAUUAAAUGAUGAUGAAAAUGGGGGAUCUACAGAAACAUCUAGCAUUUUCAGCCAGGUAUCUGAAGAUGUGAACAUUGUUGGGGUCCCAGGUAAUCAAGACAAACAAUCUUUUAAAGCAACGGCAGAAAAGGAUGAUGAUUCCAAUAUUGGCGGGGGCAAUAACUCAAAAACCAAGGGAAAAGCGGGAGAUGGUAACAGCAAUGGAGAGUUAGAUGGAGAAGCAAGCAUCCUGCGGAGUCUUUUUGAUGCUCAUGGGAUCCAUAGUGCGAUGAAUCAUGAUGCUAUCAUGAAUGCUCAUGAUGAAGAGAAGUUGAAGCUAGAGGAGCAGGCAUCCCAAGUAGCUCAGAGAGCUGCAGAAGCACUGCGACAGUCAAGAAUGCUUCGAAGUCGAGAAAAUGUAGCAGUGCCAACUUGGACUGGCAAAUCAGGAGCUGCUGGGGGGCCAUCAUCUGUUAAAAGGAAAUUUGGUUCUACUGUUAAUCCUCAAUUAACCAGUAAGUCAUCUGAAGAAUCACUGAAUGACUCUGCUAGUAGGGCAAAUGCUUUUGCUGCUGGGGCAUCUGCUGGAAAAGCAUUAUCUUCAGCGGAGUUAUUGGCUAGGAUUAGGGGGAACCAAGAGAAAGCCGUUAGUGAUGGACUUGUGCAUCAGUUUGGUAUGUCGGCUUCAACCUCAAACGGCAGAGCAGGUUCUCUAAAUAAUGGGCAUCGGAGUGCAUCUAGCAGCUACGUAGUUCAGCCAGAGGUGUUGGUUCGCCAGAUCUGCACGUUUAUACAACAGAGAGGUGGGAAAACCAAUUCAGCUAGCAUUGUAGAUCAUUUCAGGGACCGGGUACCAUCAAAGGAUCUGCCACUGUUCAAGAAUCUUUUGAAGGAAAUAGCGACUCUGGAUAAAAACCCUAGUGGAUCUUUUUGGGUGUUAAAGCCUGAAUAUCAGGAUCAGUAGCCUCUUCCAGUCUUCCUAGUUCUAACAUAUGAUCCGUAAACUCCACUUUUGCGCUUUUUCAGAAAUGAGAUACCAUAUAAGCUAGAAACAUCUCAAAUGAUUCAAAGUUCAUUUUGCAGUUAAAAGUUUGUCAUUCCUUCUGGGGUCAGGGUUGUUCAUUAGGCUGAGAGACUUUCCUUUUUCGUUCUCAGCAUCUUUGGUCAGUAUAGCACUCUAGGUGGUUGGACCUAUGUGCAGUGUACAUAGUUGGGUCAUUUUUUUGCUUCCCAUAAAUCAUUGAUUUUUCUUUGUAACAGGGAAUAGUUGGUGCUCCAGAAAUGAAGCUGUGCAAGAAUUUUUUUUCUUUUGAUUUGUCUUACACAGUAGCUACUCGUUUCAUUAGACUGCUGUAUGCAUUUGAGGCACUAUGGAGGUUCAUGCUUGCAUUGCCUGACUAA